AUGGAGAGUGACAAAGAAGAGAAGUCAUUCGAAGAGGAAGAUAAGAAUACGAAUAUGAAUGAUGGAUUAUUUUCUGAAGAACCUAUUGAACCUCGAAACAGCGACCGAGUGGAUUUCGGAACAAAUGUUCAAGACACCGAGCAUCAGGAGUCCUCAAACUUCCUCACACUCGGCACUACAAUGGAAGAAAGUGAAGACGACGUUAGAUACAAUGGUAAUACAAACAAUGUAAAAGAAGCCUCUAAUUCCAUCAAGGAUCCUUAUAUACAUGAUAAUGUGAAGUAUGAUCUUCCUGUUUUCUACAGCGAACCCAAAGACAGCGUAUCUGUUCACAUAGAUUCGGCCUAUGGAAUAUUGACGGAAAUAUUUUUUGUUCCUGAGGAAUACACUGUCUCAGAUGUUAUAAUUUUGUUAGUCAGCGAUACUGGUUUGAAACAAGAAAACUUUACGCUUAAAUACAAAGGUGAACUGGUAAGCUUUGAUACUCCCCUGAUUACUUUAGCAGAGGAGAAUAAGCUAGUAAAUUUCUCACUUUUAUUACGAAAUGCUGAGGACUCAUUAAAAAUUAAGCUAGGAAGCCGUGAAUUAAUCUACACCUCAGGACUUGUUGUUAAAAUUUAUGGUAGAAAAACAACGGUAACAGAAGACCCUUACAGUCAACAAAGUAUUAUGUUAGUCCAAAAAGGAGGUGGAACACACAAGGAUCAAGAAUAUAUACACAUAAAUUGGUUGCCACAUAACCAUCAUAAACCAUUCUUGGGCGGCUAUAGGAAUAUUCUUACAGACUACAAAUACCAUAAUGCAUCCACACAAACAAAACCAUUACCACGGAAAAUUAAGGAAACUGUGCACACAUCGAGGAUACACAGACAUACAAAAUGCGUCAUUUUGGAAAUAUGA
This is a messenger RNA of Trichobilharzia regenti, 900 nucleotides long. Lineage: Eukaryota; Metazoa; Platyhelminthes; Trematoda; Strigeidida; Schistosomatidae. The record is from the annotation of a GenBank genome assembly.